GGGACGAGCAUCUGUUCGUUUAUCUGUUGCAGGGGACCGGGGUCGCUGCUGCUCCCGUGUCACCWGAGCCGUGUCCUUUCCAUGAGGACGAGGAUGCUCCGCAAGGUUUGUGUUCACCAUGUUAGAUCGUGCAGCAGCAUUCRGUUUAUAAAAUCAAAAUAUGUGUGCCUGUUUGACAAAUCCGCUCUGAAGUUUAGUCAUCAUCAGCGAUUAUUCAGAACAUCUCCUGUUUCAUGCGGCCAAAUUGUUCAGUUUAAGCUUUCCGACAUUGGAGAAGGGAUUACAGAGGUGACUGUGAAAGAAUGGUAUAUAAAAGAAGGUGAUAGUGUGUCUCAAUUUGAUAGCAUCUGUGAAGUACAAAGUGAUAAAGCUUCAGUAACUAUUACUAGUCGUUACGAUGGCAUCAUUAGAAAACUCCAUUACAAUUUAGAUGAAAUUGCUUAUGUUGGAAAACCAUUAGUGGACAUUGAAAUUGAUGCUUCAAAAGAUGUUGCUCCAGAAGAAGAUGUUGUUGAAACACCUGCUAUGUCUCAUGAAGAACAUACACACCAAGAGAUAAAAGGUCACAAAACAUUGGCAACUCCUGCUGUUCGUCGUCUUGCAAUGGAAAAUAAUAUUAAAUUGAGUGAAGUUGUUGGGACAGGCAAAGAUAAUAGAAUCCUUAAGGAAGACAUACUCAAUUAUUUGGCCAAACAGACAGGAGCUAUUUUACCUCCAUCACCAAAAGCUGAAAUUAUCCCUCCUUUGCCAAAAUCUGAGGGAGGUCCUGCUGCUCUAAAGGAGCGUAAAAUUCCUCUACCUAUUUCCCGACCCAUUGCCUUUUCAGGAAAAGAUAAAACAGAAGCUGUAACAGGUUUUCAGAAGGCAAUGGUAAAGACUAUGAGUGCAGCCUUAAAGAUUCCUCACUUUGGUUAUUGUGAUGAGAUUGAUUUGACUCAGCUUGUUCAGUUGCGAGAAGAGCUGAAACCUCUAGCACAAACUCGUGGAGUUAAGCUUUCCUUCAUGCCCUUCUUCAUCAAGGCAGCUUCUCUGGGAUUAUUGCAGUAUCCUAUUCUUAAUGCUUCUCUGGACGAAAGCUGUCAAAAUAUUACAUACAAGGCUUCGCACAACAUUGGAGUUGCUAUGGACACGGAGCAAGGUUUAAUUGUCCCAAAUGUGAAAAAUGUCCAAGUCUGUAGUGUAUUUGAGAUUGCAACUGAAUUAAAUCGCCUACAGUCCCUGGGCUCUGCAGGCCAACUGGGAACAAAUGACCUUACUGGGGGAACAUUCACCCUGUCAAAUAUUGGCACAAUUGGUGGCACUUACACUAAACCAGUGAUACUACCUCCUGAAGUAGCUAUUGGAGCACUUGGAAAGAUACAGGUUCUUCCUAGGUUUAAUGGAAAAGGUGAAAUAUAUAAAGCACAGAUAAUGAAUGUGAGUUGGUCAGCUGAUCAUCGCAUUAUUGAUGGAGCUACAAUGGCCCGGUUUUCUAACUUGUGGAAAUCUUAUUUGGAGAACCCUGCUUCAAUGCUGCUAGACCUUAAAUAAAGGAAAUUAUGGCUAGAAUAUGACUUAAAAACUUUGUGAAUUAGACUGAAUAAAAGCAGGCUUUGCUAGCCUGUUGCUACUCACAUUAUAUAAUUACUUUAUGCGGUUUUAAAAAGUUCUCAGCAACUGAUACCAGUCUAUCAAUUAACUGUUA
This is a messenger RNA of Nothoprocta perdicaria, 1684 nucleotides long. It is a transcript of the gene DBT, whose product is annotated as dihydrolipoamide branched chain transacylase E2. Gene Ontology annotation, cellular component: cytoplasm; mitochondrion. The transcript is spliced from 11 exons. Gene Ontology annotation, molecular function: lipoic acid binding; acetyltransferase activity. The coding region runs from base 82 to 1530 and encodes 482 amino acids. The record is from RefSeq and is a predicted model, not a curated record. NCBI's taxonomy places the organism in Eukaryota, Metazoa, Chordata, Aves, Tinamiformes, Tinamidae.